This is a messenger RNA of Nomia melanderi (Alkali bee), 4749 nucleotides long. RefSeq names its product ankyrin repeat domain-containing protein 13D. Gene Ontology annotation, molecular function: protein binding. The record is from RefSeq and is a predicted model, not a curated record. Gene Ontology annotation, cellular component: cytoplasm. NCBI's taxonomy places the organism in Eukaryota, Metazoa, Arthropoda, Insecta, Hymenoptera, Halictidae.
UCACUGCCAUAUAACUUUCGAUAUUAUCCAUUGAAUAUAUUGUUCAUUGUGAUACACUUUGUAAAAUUAUUACGUGUUUUUAAUCCGUUCGAUGACAAAUCUUAUAAUGUCGUAGAAAGUGAGAGAGCUCGUCGAAGCUUAGUUCCCAUAGAAAUGAUGCUGCAUGACAUAGAAAAGCCUGAUAACAGAGGAAGAACACCAUUGAUGUUAGCUGUUACUUUGGAUCAUACCGAAUGUGUUGGAAUAUUGUUGCAGCAUGAAGCUAAUGUUAACACAGAAAAUACUCAAGGAUGGACUGUGGUCCAAGAAGCAGUUGGGACAGGGAAUCCUGAGCUACUACAGAUGGUGCUAGCACGUAGGGAUUAUCAAAGAUAUUGCAAUCGAGUAGCUGGUAUUCCAGAGUUACUUCACAAACUUAAGCAAGCUCCUGAUUUUUAUGUAGAAAUGAAAUGGGAAUUCACUAGUUGGGUUCCUCUCGCCUCUAGAAUGUGUCCUAGUGAUACUUACAAAGUAUACAAACAAGGGAGUAAUGUGAGAAUCGACACGACAUUAUUGGGGUUCGAUCACGUGAAUUGGCAACGCGGGAAUCGUAGUUACGUCUUCAAAGGACAAACUGCAUCAAAUGUACCUGUGGCAAUUAGAUGUGAACGGAGUUAUGUGUUCAGUAUGGUGGGACAAGAGUCAGAUGAUGGAGCAACGAUGAUGGAAGUUGAUCAUGAAACGAGAAAGGUGUAUGUUGAACAUAUGAAAUUAAUAGAUGUUGAUAAUAUACAAUUAAUGGAACCCUCUGAAGAAGGUGUAUUAGCUCGCCUUACAAAUCCUAUAGUUACUACGUACAUAGACACGGAUAAAAUUAGUUUCGAACGCAAUAAAGCUGGUUUGUGGGGUUGGCGUUCGGACAAAACCGAAAUAAUAAACGGACACGAUUGUAAGGUUUUUAGCGCAAGUAACGUAGAAUUAAUAACUAAGACACGAUUAGAACAUUUAUCCGAACCAGAUAAAAUAAGGGCUCGUGCUCCACGCACGCCUCUUCAGUCAUUUCUUGGGAUAGCGGAACAGCAAGAGAACUGUGUUAGCGCAACUACUAGUGAAGAAUAUAACAAUGUUGGAAAUCCUUCUAAUAUUACGGCCGAGGAGUAUUUUGAUCCAGAUGUUGAUCUAAAUGGAAGGGAUAUAGGUAGACCAAAAGAAGUUAAUACAAAAAUACAAAAAUUUAAGGCAACUUUGUGGCUUAGCGAAGAAUAUCCCCUUAGUCUUCAAGAACAAAUCAUGCCAAUUGUCGAUUUAAUGGCAAUAUCUAGUUCGCAUUUCGCUAAAUUAAAGGAUUUCAUUCAGAUGCAAUUACCAGCUGGAUUUCCUGUGAAAAUUGAAAUUCCUCUGUUUCAUAUAUUAAAUGCAAGAAUUACGUUUGGAAAUAUUUUCGGUAUGGAUCAGGAGGUACCUCAUGUGGGUCAUUUGCAAGAAACUAAUAGUAUGACGUGUUUAGUUGACGACACUUGCUUCGAAGCACCGACGGGUUACGUCAAACUAGGUGCUGAAGUUCGAACGCAGUUCAGUAUCGAGGAGGAGGAUGACUUGUUACAAUUCGCUAUUCAGCAAAGUUUAUUAGAAGCUGGAAGUGAACGUGACGAGGUUGACAUAUGGGAAGCUUUAAGAGCCCAGAAACCAUCCCGACCAACAACACCAAACAUGACCGCGGAGGAGGAAAGGCAACUUCAAAGAGCUAUUCAGGCAAGCCUGGCGCUGUACCAGGAGAGUGCUGCUGCAUGUGCGAGCGGUCGGACUAACGCGAACAGAACCAGCGACACAGAGGAUCCGGACGCACUCGAGGACACAGCGGAACAAUUGAGACUAGCAUUAAGAUUGUCCGAGCAACAACAACUUGAAGAGGAGCAACGACGGUUGCUGGAAGAAGAAACGUUCCGGCAAGUGUUGGAGCUGUCCCUUACAGACAAGUGAACUGUACGAUGUGCAAUUUAGUCUUUAAUGAAAUUCGAUCAAGUUGUACUUCCACGACCACGAGAAAUCUUCCGGCCGCGCAAUGUCGAGACUGUCGAAUAAGAAACAUUUCCUACGAUUCAUAACGUGCAUCAUCCAACAGCGAUUCUUGCUGCAGAGAACAAGUCGCUCCCUCAGCUGUAAAGCAACUAGACGUAUAGUAGUCCGAUGUCCUUUUUAGUUGGGGGAAGUUUAUAUCGUCCCUCUCAUAAGAAUCACUUCUGGACGCUGUAUAUCGAGAACUAGAACUGUUGGCUGCAACAGAUAUUUGUUACUGUGGGGGAUGAUGAUAAUAGUACAGCAUACAGAUCAAACAGCGAAGAUCGUAUACAACAUUAACUAUGAAAGUAAAUGAUUUAACUUAUGUUAUUUAUUUCUUAGCUACAUUUUAUAUGAAAGGAACGUCUUAGUAGUAUACGAGGAUCACGAUACGUAAAGAUAAGAAGUCUUGAAAAUUACAAUCGCUCUGGCGGAUCAUCAUGUCGGAACAUUUUUCUUCGAGUCUGAGAAUAUAUUCGAACGAUUUAUCAAUCAAAUGAAAAAUUCAUCUUGUUGAAAGUGCGUGCUGUAAGCUACGACUGUCAAUCAACGGAAAAUAAAAAGCUUGUAAUUCUCAAGCCUUCAACAUUAUUCGUUUUGUCCUUUUUCCUGGCAUUAGAUUCUCUUCUCCAAAAGUUGUUUGGUAACGAAAUCGAUCAAGUGACAUUUAAAGAAUUUAUAUAUCUUAAUUCUUCGUAACAGUAUACUAAAAGCUGCCUCUCUUAAUAUUCGAGCUAUGGAAAAUUAUUCCAAGUUCCUUUUUAUACCCGUGAUAAAAAUAUUUAUAAGUAGCAUUUCAAUUGAUUAAGAAUAAUGGUAAUGUAAUGGAAGUUUGUUAUUUAUUCCUUAUAGUAUAUUCAUCGUAGAUAAAUAAUUUUAUCGGUAUAUUUACUAAAAAUCUGUUGUCAGUGAAUCGCAAUUGGUAUCGAGAAUCAAACAUAAUUGUAUAUAAGUAUAUUUAUAAAUUGUUACAUCCCGAAUCUUUGUCUAUAGUCAUAAUUGUUUAUAACGAUUGAUAAUAACUAUUCAGGAAAAGAAUAUUGUUCUUUAAAUGAAUAUAGAUUUAAAUGAAGCUUGUCUGUUGAAUCAGGAUUAUUCUAAAUAAAACGCAGUUUUUAGAUAGUUCACUUUAUUCUUCUAAUUUUAAUGUAUGAAGAUGAUCGAUAGUAUAAUACUACAUGUAUCAGUUAUCAAAAUACUCAAGUUCCUAGUCUACAGGGGAGAAUAAAUUCUUGCGAUCUUCAUGCGACAAUGAUUCUAAUAUGUUUGGUUCUCGAGUAUAAGGGCAUCAUUAGGAAAUCAUUGGAUUAGUACUUCGCUAAACCAUUAAUAAAAUAAUUAAGCUCUACAAUGAAAUAUUUACGGACAAAUGCAGUAUGGAAAAAAAAGUUUCAGGAAGUUUUGGAUGAAGUCUCAAUUGGGUUCCUAAAGAUCUUCGAUUAGGAGAAGUCAUCGUUCAUCGUUAUCUCAUUCGAAAUGUUAAUUUAAUUUGCCGAACAAUUUCUUAAACUUACCAGAGAUAUCAAAUUUUUUUUUUCUUUAGUAUUCCUUGACUGUCUUGACAUUUUCAACCAGACUUUAUGAUUGGUAGUAAUAUCUUUCGACUUGAAUCAUAUCAAUAUUUUAGAAGAAAUUUUAUUGGACAGACUUUUUACCCGCCAUGUGAUUCCUUUACUACGCUAACAACUUAAAAUAUAAUUGCGCUAUAUUAAUUAUAUUGUAACAAAAAGAUAUAUUUCUACAAGUAGCAUAUAGCAGAUAUAAUUAAGGGUAUAAAAUAAAUCGUGUGUAGAAAAACGACAAGUACAUUCUAUACCAAUCAAAUACAGAUUUUGGGAAACUGAUCAAUACUGAUGUGGAUGAACUACUCGAAUUCUGAUUGUGCCCUGAAAUAAAAAUGUUUUUUAUAAUAAAGUGCGUCUAACAACAUGAAAUUCAAUCUGAUAAUAUUUUUGCAGUGUCCCAAUGAAAAAUGAAUAUUUUUAUGCAUCUUGCACACCAUACCUUUUAAAAAUAGUAUUCAGUAUAUUUGCACUCUGUACAAAACGUUGUUCAUUCUUGUGAGCUUGUUGAUGCCACUUUUUACGUACCGCAUUCCAAUGUGUUCUAUGUUCUCUUAACAAUGUUUCUCGUGAUUUCAGACACUGUCCGUCCUAGAAUAUAAUAUAGAUAAAAUAAAUAUUUAUUAUGAUUAUACAUCUAUGAUAAUUGUAUCCCCUUGUUAAGAGGAUAAUGUAUGUAAAUUUAUCUGAACAUUUUACAUAAUCUAAAUUCAACUCUUCCUUUUCUCUGGGUAUUGGUGAAGGUAUACGGUUCCUAGGUAUUGCUUCUUCACAAGGCAAUGGAGGUGGCAAAUAAUAUACAUCACGAACUUCUCCAUUAGUAUCCAGUAUAUUGUUACUUAUAUUAACUUCAUUUACUAUUUCUGGACUUGGGCUACGCACUCUAAAAUCAAAUAAAAGUAUAAAAUCAUUUCCUGGUUUCGAUCUGUAUUAUGGUAAAGGUCUAUGGUUGUAUUUUAAAUUUAUGAACAAUCAUUUGGAUUAACGUAAAGAUGAUAUGAAUAAUGAAGAAUUAGAUACAUGUAUAAUUUUAAUAAUUCUAUUUAAUUACUUACUUUGGAACAAGAUUAGGAUUCCGGGGUUGAUUAGCCAUCCAAGCUCUACAUAUGGGAUAAAGUGGUGUGUCCUCUUGAAACUGUGCCAAAUCAAC